AUGGCUUUGGCAAGUGACCAACAAGAAGUAAAUGAAAAGCACCAUGAGCUUGUUCUCUCCCUUCCCAAAGAGAGUGGCUUGGGUGCAGUCCCUUAUCUCCAUCUAUUUCAAGGUUUUUGGUGCCCAUCACAUUGUAUUCAAGGAGUAGAGAAUUUCCAGAAACAUUUUCAUGCAAAAGACAAUGAUGUUUUUGUGGCUAGCUUUCCAAAAUCAGGCACUACAUGGUUGAAAGCCCUUACUUUUGCUAUUGUAAACUUGCCAAGUUUUUCCUCUUUCGAACACCAUCCAUUACUUACUUCCAAUCCUCAUGAACUUGUGUCUUACCCUGAAUUUAUCUUGUCUCGUGAUUUCCAUGACCAAGUUCUUUCCCUCUCCAACAUGAGUGAGCCAAGGCUUUUUUCUACUCAUGUACCAUUCUCUUCAUUACCCGAGUCAGUCACGAAAUCUAACUGCAAGAUCAUUUAUAUAUGUAGGAAUCCAUUUGAUAUUUUUGUUUCAUCAUGGGAAUUCUUCACCAAACUCAAGUUAGUGUCUUUACCUGCAUUAACGUAUGAGGAAGCAUUUGAAAAGUAUUGCAAUGGAAUAGUGGGGUUUGGUCCAUGGUGGAGUCAUAUGUUAGGUUUCUGGAAGGAGAGUAUAGCCACACCAAACAAAGUUUUGUUCUUAAAGUAUGAGGAUCUUAAAGAGGAUACAGAAUUUCAUGUGAAAAGAAUGGUAGAGUUUUUGGGUUGUACCAUCACUCAGAGAGAAGAGAGUACCGAAAUGGUUGAAAACAUAAUCAAACUAUGUAGGUUUGAGAAGAUGAAGGAUUUGGAAGUGAACAAAUCAGGAGAAAUUGACAAGUUCACUGAGAAGAAGAACUUCUUUCGGAAGGGUAAAAUAGGAGAUUGGAUAAAUUAUUUAUCUCCUUCUAUGAUAGAAAAAUUAUCUAAAAUUACUGAAGAAAAAUUAAGUGGAUCAGGUCUAUCAUUUAAAAUGCACUAA
Messenger RNA from Sphenostylis stenocarpa, 984 nucleotides. NCBI's taxonomy places the organism in Eukaryota, Viridiplantae, Streptophyta, Magnoliopsida, Fabales, Fabaceae. The record is from the annotation of a GenBank genome assembly.